Messenger RNA from Funneliformis geosporum, 463 nucleotides. NCBI's taxonomy places the organism in Eukaryota, Fungi, Glomeromycota, Glomeromycetes, Glomerales, Glomeraceae. The record is from the annotation of a GenBank genome assembly.
AUGAAAUCCUUACAGGCUUUAUUUAUUAAUUUGCCAUUUUGGCAUAAUGAAGAAUACGACAUAAGGUUAGCUAUCGAAAUUUUAGGAGGACUUCGAGAAAAUGUCAUUCCAGGCACACCGGAAGAUUAUGUGAAGAUUUACACCGAGUGUUGGGAUAAUGAGCCAGAUAAUCGUCCAUCAAUGAAUCAAAUAUUUGAUAAAUUAAAUGCAAUUAUUAAAAUAACAGAAGAUAAUCAAACGAAUAAUUAUGAAUCCAAACUUCAACAAAAUUCUUUGGACAACGCUGAUGUUUCUUCUAGUAUUAAUAAUUCAUAUCAGAUAAAUUAUCAAAUGGAUAAUAAUUUAUCAAAUAAAUCCGAAAUUUGUCAUCAUUUUGAUCAGAUGAAAGCAGAAGAUAAUCAAACGAAUAAUUAUGAAUCCAAUCUUCAACAAAAUAAUUUGGACAACAAUGAUGUUUCUUCAA